AACCAGUGUCAACUUCAUCUUGCCGCAGGGUCAGCAGCACCUCUGCACCAGCCAUGACAACUCCUAGCACACUGCCGCUGCUGCCACCACUCACUCCCAUGGGUGUCUGCAAGGGUGCGGUUUGCAUAACAGCCAUGGCGUUGACAGCCACCGUGGGCUCGGUCUUCAUGAUUGGGCCCAUUCUACCCCUCAUGGCCAUUCGGCCACGGCUGUUCCGCUGGGUGGCGGACUGGAUGAUGAACCUGUGGCUGCUGCUGCCGGUGGCACUUAUGGAGUUAUUCAUGGGGGUUACAAUCAUGACCUCAGGCGACACACUGCAGUCAGACGAGGGCAGCAUAAUCCUGAUGAAUCACCGCACGCGGCUAGACUGGUUCUUCUUCUGGGCGGUGCUCCAUCGCCAGAGCACGCUGCGGACAGAGAAGAUCUUGUGA
Messenger RNA from Patiria miniata (bat star), 431 nucleotides. RefSeq names its product lysocardiolipin acyltransferase 1-like. The transcript has 3 exons. Bases 54 to 431 code for a protein of 125 amino acids. Gene Ontology annotation, molecular function: acyltransferase activity. The record is from RefSeq and is a predicted model, not a curated record. NCBI's taxonomy places the organism in Eukaryota, Metazoa, Echinodermata, Asteroidea, Valvatida, Asterinidae. Gene Ontology annotation, cellular component: endomembrane system.